AUGCGUGUCCUUCUCCUCCCCCACCUUCUCCUCAACCACCCUCUCCCCCCCACCCUCCCCUCUCCUCCCCCACCCUCUCCUCCCCCACCCUCUCCUCCCCCACCCUCCCCUCUCCUCCCCCACCCUCUCCUCCCCCACCCUCUCCUCCCCCACCCUCCCCUCUCCCCCCAUCCUCUCCUCCCCCACACUCCCUUCUUCUGGCACUCGCUCGCGCAUCCCACCUUGUCUUCCGCUGCAGGCCUGCGAGAUGCCCAAGAACCUUCAGGCUGUGACGAGCUGGCAGCAUGCAGGCGGGAUGGGGUUCUCAAAGACCCGCUGGGAUGGGAUGGGAUUUACCUUCUUUUCCAUUCCACGCUUUCCCCAACUCCUCCCUUCCCUACUCUCCCGCCUGCCCCACCCUCCCACCUGCCCAGCCUCCCCCCGACCCACACCAGCCAGAUCCGCGACUUGUUGAAAGAGGACUGCCGGGUGAUCCGUGACUUUUUGAAAGACGACUGCCGCGUGCUGGUGGUGGGAGCAGCCGGGAUGGGCUGCGAGCUGCUAAAGGACCUGCUGGGAUGUAUGAUGUAUCCCCUUCCCCCGUCCUUGCCACCCCUCUUUUCCCCCCUGCCCCAUUCAACCCUACACCCACACCAAUCAGAUCCGCGAGUUCCUAAAGGAGGACUGCCGUGUGCUGGUGGUGGGAGCAGGCGGGCUGGGCUGCGAGCUGCUAAAGGACAUAGUGCUGUGAUUCACCUCCUUCUCCUCGCCACCCAUCCCCCGUUCUCACCCCUUCCUCACUCUCCCCUCUUCAUCACGCCUCUACCCACACCCACAGAUCCGCGAAUCCGCGAGUUCCUCAAGGAGGACUGCCGAGUGCUGGUGGUGGGGGCGGGCGGGCUGGGCUGUGAGCUGCUAAAGGACCUGGUGCUGUCGGGGUUUGGCAGCAUAGACGUCAUCGACAUGGACACCAUCGAUGUUUCGAAUCUCAACAGGCAGUUUCUGUUCCGCCCGGCUGACGUGGGCAAGCCCAAGGCCGUGGUGGCGGCAGAGCGAGUCAUGAGCCGCGUGGGCAGGAUCAAGGUAACCCCCCACUUUUGUCGCAUAGAAGACAAGCCGUCCUCCUUCUUCAACGAUUUCAACAUCAUUGUGUUGGGGCUGGACUCGCUGGAGGCGCGCUCCUACAUCAACAGCCUCGUCUGCGGCUUCCUAGAGUACUCGCCUGAAGGGGAGCUAGACCUGUCAUCAAUCCGCCCCAUGGUGGACGGCGGCACGGAGGGCUUUAAGGGGCACGCGAGGGUGAUCAUCCCGGGGGUGACGCCGUGCUUCCACUGCACGCUCUGGCUCUUCCCCCCCCAGACCAAGUUCCCCCUCUGCACGCUCGCUGAGACCCCCCGGUCCCCUGCGCACUGCAUUGAAUACGCGCACCUCAUUCAGUGGGGCGAGGAGCGGCCAGGAGAGGCAUUCGAUGCGGACAACCUGGAGCACAUACAAUGGAUCUACCAAAAGGCUCUCAUUCGCGCCCAGCAGCACAGCAUCACAGGCGUCACUCUCUCCCUCACUCAGGGAGUUGUAAAGAACAUCAUCCCCGCUAUAGCAUCAACUAAUGCCAUCAUAUCAGCGGUGUGCGCACUCGAGACUCUCAAGAUCGCUACAAUGUGCUCUGCUGGGAUGAAUAACUACGUGAUGUAUGUGGGCACGCAGGGGGUCUACUCACACACCGUGGCCUAUGAGAGGGACCCCGAGUGUCUUGUGUGCAGCGCGGGCGUCCCAAUGACUGUUCCAUCCACAGCCACUCUGCAGCAG
Molecule: messenger RNA, 1785 nt
Organism: Closterium sp. Yama58-4
Lineage: Eukaryota; Viridiplantae; Streptophyta; Zygnematophyceae; Desmidiales; Closteriaceae
Source: the annotation of a GenBank genome assembly